CUUUUGUACUCGCUCGAUUUUUGAAUUGUUGAUUGCUGCAAUAAUACACUAUCGUAUUCCUUCGCAAGUGCCUUUUGAAUUACGUUGUGGAUGUCGAGUAAUCGCAACGUUAGGGCACAAUUGUAGACGCGAGGAAGUAUUAGGAUAUGUGUAUACGCUAGUUCAGUCAAAAUGAAGCAGCAACAAAUUGGCGAGCCCGACAUAGCUGAUUGAUGGACUACAUCAUUUCGAAGUAUACACAGUGGAAUAAAUCAUCUUUGCCAUCGCAUCAACUUUUAUAACUUCAUAACAUUUGGAUGUAUAAUUACUGAUAUUUCUACUAAAAGUACCUCCGGACCUGGCGGCACAGCGACUGCUAUCCCAGUUCACCCUGAUACUCAAGAAGCUGGCUGUUAUGAAACACCUCAAUUCCAGUUCUCUGUCCUCAAGCUUCAGCAUUGUCUACAGGUGUGCAAACACUCUUACAAUGGUCUGCAACUCCAUUUACUCAAACUGGUCCUACAGCUGUUCAAUUACAACAGUUUACCCAAUCACCUCAACAACAACAGAUUCAAGCACAAGCUCAUCAGUUACAACCAGCUCAACAGCCAACUUAUAUCCAACAACAUCAGCAACAACCAACAAUGAUGGCAACUGACGUCCCUGUCAGUGGUCAACCUGGUACUGUAACUGCACGCUCCUAUGCUACUCCCCAGUUUAUCACUCUGGCACCAGGAGCUCCAUUAAACGUUUUGACUGUUGUUCCUAACGGUCAGCUGAUUCAAAGCACUGGUUUACCACAGCUUGUGCCAACUGCUCUUGUUGGAAUAGCUAUCAAUCAACCAACUUCUACUCUCCAACCUCAGCAAACAUCAAUUCAAGUUACUCCUCAACGCCGAGUAACAACACCCCAGCAACAGCAACAAUAUGCUGACGGACGUUCACUUUCAACCGUAUCAGCAGCAGCUACUGCUGCACUCUUCUCUGGCACAGCCAUCUCUUCUUGUACAAUUCCACUUGUACAACCAACUUUCAUGGAAAUACAGGUAACUGAAUGUUUACCCAAGUCAUUCCCAUACUUCUUUAUUACUAUACUAUUAACUGUAUGUUAAGAUAUAAAUCUAUUCUGUAACUCUUACCAAUAAC
Trichobilharzia szidati is the source of this 1125-nucleotide messenger RNA. The record is from the annotation of a GenBank genome assembly. Lineage: Eukaryota; Metazoa; Platyhelminthes; Trematoda; Strigeidida; Schistosomatidae.